Messenger RNA from Zingiber officinale, 3288 nucleotides. Its product is annotated as mannosylglycoprotein endo-beta-mannosidase-like. The coding region runs from base 59 to 2977 and encodes 972 amino acids. The record is from RefSeq and is a predicted model, not a curated record. Lineage: Eukaryota; Viridiplantae; Streptophyta; Magnoliopsida; Zingiberales; Zingiberaceae. Gene Ontology annotation, biological process: carbohydrate metabolic process. The transcript has 11 exons. Gene Ontology annotation, molecular function: hydrolase activity, hydrolyzing O-glycosyl compounds.
AGAGUAGUCGCAGUGAUUGUCUUUCUCUGCAGUAGCGAUCUCGAUUCUCGACAGCGAGAUGGGGCGAGGAGAAUCGAAAACGGCGCGAGUUCAGAUGGGGAAGACGAAGCUCGACUCGUGGUGGCUCGCGGCGAGAUCCACGGAAGUAUCCGCGACAGGCGUGCAGCUGACGACGACCCUCCCUCCCGCCGGCCCCAGCGCGCCGUGGAUGGAGGCCGUAGUUCCCGGCACAGUUUUGACAACUUUGCUGAAGAACAACUUGGUGCCAGAUCCUUUCUAUGGGCAAAACAAUGAAGCAAUAAUAGAUAUUGCAGAUUCAGGGAGGGAAUACUAUACAUUUUGGUUUUUCACGACCUUUGAGUAUAACAUGACAGCAAAUCAACAUGUACAUCUCAACUUCCGAGCAAUUAAUUAUUCAGCGGAUGUCUAUUUGAAUGGUCACAAAAAGAAUCUUUCCAAAGGGAUGUUCCGAAGGCAUUCACUGGAUAUUACUGAUAUACUUCACCAGAAUGGAAUAAAUAUGCUUGCUGUUCUCCUUCAUCCUCCUGAUCAUCCUGGUAGCAUACCUCCUGAGGGUGGACAAGGUGGAGAUCAUGAGAUUGGAAAAGAUGUUGCUGCUCAAUAUGUUCAAGGCUGGGAUUGGAUGACUCCAAUAAGAGAUAGGAACACUGGGAUUUGGGAUGAAGUAUCAAUUCAAGUUACUGGGCCUGUGAAGAUUUCUGAUCCACAUUUGGUCUCAACCUUUUUUGACAACUUCAAGAGAGCAUAUCUGCACACUACUCUUGAACUAGAAAACAAAAGUUCAUGGCUUGCAGAGUGCAUAUUGUCUCUCCAGGUUAAAAUUGAAAUAGAGGAGAACAUCUGCCUGGUCGAACAUCUUCUAUCUUAUGAGUUGUCAGUUCCACCAGAAACCCUGAUCCAGUUCACUAUACCACCGAUGUUCUUCUACAAGCCUAAUCUAUGGUGGCCAAACGGCAUGGGUAAGCAAUCAUUAUAUGACGUUGAGAUAUCAGUUGAAGUUAAAGGAUUUGGUGAAUCUGAUUCAUGGAGCCAUUGUUUUGGCUUCAGGAAAGUUGAAAGUACUAUAGAUGAUGCUACUGGUGGUAGAUUGUUCAAGGUGAAUGGAGAAAAAAUUUUCAUCCGUGGAGGAAAUUGGAUACUAUCGGAUGGUCUUUUGAGGCUUUCAAAUCGGAGAUACAUGACCGACAUUAAGUUCCAUGCAGAUAUGAAUUUCAACAUGCUUCGAUGUUGGGGUGGUGGAAUAGCUGAGAGACCAGAAUUCUAUGAAUAUUGUGAUAAGUAUGGGUUGCUGGUUUGGCAAGAAUUUUGGAUAACAGGAGAUGUUGAUGGGCGAGGUGUACCUGUAUCCAAUCCCGAUGGACCUUUGGACCAUGACCUUUUCAUGCUAUGUGCAAGGGAUACUGUCAAACUCCUUAGGAACUAUGCUAGUCUUGCUCUUUGGGUCGGUGGUAACGAACAAGUUCCUCCAGAAGAUAUAAAUGCAGCUUUAAAAAGUGACCUGAAGCUCCAUCCAUUGUUUGAUGCAACGACAAACGAUUUGAUUGAUGAUACGAAGGACCCAAGUCAAUAUCUUGAUGGCACACGAGUUUACAUACAAGGAUCUAUGUGGGAUGGUUUUGCAGACGGAAAGGGUGAUUUUACUGAUGGGCCUUACGAGAUACAAUACCCAGAGAAUUUUUUCAAGGAUAAUUUUUACACCUAUGGGUUCAAUCCUGAGGUUGGUUCUGUUGGAAUGCCAGUAGCAGCUACAAUCAGGUCCACGAUGCCACCAGAAGGAUGGUUAAUACCGCUAUUUAACAAGAACUCUGAUGGUUACAUAGAGGAAAUUCCAAACCCUAUAUGGGCCUAUCACAAAUACAUUCCAUAUUCAAAGCCAGGGAAAGUUCAUGAUCAGAUUGCAGAUUAUGGGUGUCCGAAAGACUUGGACGACUUCUGUGACAAGGCACAGCUUGUCAAUUAUGUCCAAUACAGGGCCCUACUCGAGGGUUGGACGUCUCGCAUGUGGACUAAGUACACGGGUGUGCUAAUUUGGAAGACUCAAAAUCCUUGGACAGGCCUCCGGGGUCAGUUUUAUGAUCAUCUUCAUGACCAAACCGCAGGCUUCUUCGCUUGUCGAUGUGCUGCAGAGCCAAUUCACGUCCAGCUUAAUCUUGCUAAUUAUUUCAUAGAGGUUGUGAAUACAACUUCGGCUGAACUUUCAAAUCUGGCGAUAGAAGUUUCGGUCUGGGACUUGGAGGGAGGAUGCCCAUUUUACAAAGUUACCGAAACAAUCGUGGUACCGCCCAAGCAAGUAGUAGAAGUUGUCAAACUGAAGUAUCCAGAUUCAAAGAAUGCACGCCCAGUUUAUUUUCUCCUUCUCAAGCUCUUCAGAGUGUUGGAUUCUGCCAUCGUAUCUCGGAACUUUUAUUGGUUACAUCUGCCUGGCAAAGACUUCAGGUUAUUGGAGCCAUAUCGAGAAAAGCGAGUACCACUUGAGAUUACUUCAGAAGUUCUUAUUUCAGGUCCAACCUACAAAGUCAAUAUGAGAUUAAAGAACUUAUCAAAAAGCUCUAGAAGUCUAAUAUGCAAGACAAUGGAUGACAAAAAGGACGGUUUUAGCGAUUUGGAUACAUCAACUGAGUUCAUGACCUCCGAACAAAACCAAUGCGGCAUCCUAAGGAGAUUUUCUGGAGCCCUUGGGUUCUCGAGGCCAGUCAAUGCACCCAUCGUGGUUGAAGUAAACGGCGAAGAUUCAGGAAUUGCCUUUUUCCUUCAUUUCUCAGUUCAUGCUGCAAGGGAAGUUCAAAGGAAAUUUGAAGACACGAGAAUACUCCCCGUCCAUUAUUCCGACAACUACUUUUCCCUUGUUCCAGGCGAAACAAUGAAUGUGACUAUCGACUUCGAGGUUCCUUCGGGAGUCACUCCGCGAAUCACUCUUAGCGGUUGGAAUUAUCAUGAAGAUCUGGCUAUCUUUUGAACUCCAACUCCAGCUGGUAGAACAGUUUAUUAAAUCCUUUUAGUUGGUAAUUGAGCAUCAUCCCUGACAAAUAAUCUUGGUGGAGGCUACCUAGUGGUUCGAGUAAAGUCUUCAUUCGAUUGAGGGAAUGAUUGUCCUAAGUUGUAGUAUGUGGCUAAGCUCGAUCGAUCGAGUGCUCAAAGUUGUUAGAUGUCGAACAAUGACAUUGGCCUGAUCUAGAGUUGUGAGAUAUCCAAAACUACUCUCUGAUCUUCUAUGAAUUGGGCUAAAAGCUUUUAAGGAAAUGAAAUAAAUUUGGAAAAUUCUAUAAA